AUGGGACUCAAACCAGACUGGUCGCACCACGAGCAGCAGCCCCUGCCCGACGGCACGACCAUCUCCUCCACCGCCUACGACGACGCCGAAAAAGGCAUCUUCGACAGCACACCCACUCUCCCCGUGAUCGCCACACCACCACCAGUCGCACUGCUCGACGAGAAGAAAGUCAUCGAAACCGUCAGUUCCGCUACCGACGGCACGGUGACACCACCGACUGCCGCGGGGACAGUCACAUCAACAGGAGUCGUUGAGAAGAAGAAGCCAGCAGCAGCGAAGCCGAAGCCGAGCAAGUGGAUUUUAUUCCAGCUGUGGUUUAAUACGUACCGGAAGUUCUUCACGUUUGUGACGUUGUUGAAUUUGACGGGGAUUAUUUUGGCGGCGGUGGGGAAGUUUGAGUAUGCGGAGAAUCAUUUGGGGGCGUUGGUGCUGGGGAACUUGCUUAUGGCCGUGUUGAUGCGGAAUGAGUUGUUCUUGAGGGCGUUGUAUUUGGUUUCGAUUUAUGGGUUGAGGAGUUGGGCGCCGGUUUGCAUCAAGGUGGGCGUGACGUCGAUUCUGCAGCACGUGGGUGGUAUUCACUCUGGCUGUGCCCUUUCUGGUGCUGGGUGGUUGGUUUACAAGGUCGUCGAUAUCAUUCGGUAUCGCUCAGUGCAACACAGCUCUGUGAUUGCCACAGGCAUCAUCACCAACGUUGCCGUCAUCAUCUCGGUGUUGAGUGCCUUUCCCUGGAUCCGCAAUAACUACCACAACACCUUCGAGAGGCACCACCGUUUCAUCGGCUGGCUGGGUAUUGCAGCCACUUGGGUCUUCGUGAUCCUGGGCAACGUUUACGACAUCAAGCGCGGCGAGUGGAGGACCGACGCCAACACCCUUCUCAGCGCGCAGGAGCUGUGGUUUGCUGCGUUCAUGACCAUCUUCGUCCUCAUCCCAUGGGUCACCCUCCGCGAAGUCCCCGUCGAAGUCGAGAUCCCCUCCCCCAAAGUCGCCAUCCUCAAGUUCCAGCGUGGCAUGCAGCAGGGUCUGCUGGGCCGCAUCAGUCGCACCUCCAUCAUGGAAUACCACGCCUUCGGCAUCAUCAGCGAGGGCCGCCGGUCUGGCUGCCACUACAUGAUUUGUGGGGUGCAGGGGGAUUUCACUAAGGAGUUGGUGGCUAACCCGCCUAAGACGGUUUGGACGCGGGAGCUGAAGUUUGCGGGUGUUGGGCACGCCUCGGCCAUGUUUAAGCGAGGCAUCCGGAUCUGUACCGGAACGGGCAUCGGCGCGGCACUGUCCACUUGCAUCCAGAGCCCGAAUUGGUUCCUCAUCUGGAUCGGCUCCGACCAAGAAAAGACAUUCGGACCGACCAUCACAGGCCUGAUCUACAACAACAUCCCGUCCGAGCGCAUGAUCCUCUGGGACUCCAAGAAGCGGGGUGGCCGGCCCGACAGCGUGAAGCUGCUGAAGGAGGUGUGGGACAGCUUCGGCGCCGAAGUCAUUUUCAUCACCAGCAACAAGCAGGGCAACGACGAGAUGAUGCAAGGUUGCCGCGCGGCUGGCAUGGAUGCAUUUGGCACGCUGUGGGAUUUCUAG
This is a messenger RNA of Dichotomopilus funicola, 1569 nucleotides long. RefSeq lists its product as uncharacterized. Bases 1 to 1569 code for a protein of 522 amino acids. Lineage: Eukaryota; Fungi; Ascomycota; Sordariomycetes; Sordariales; Chaetomiaceae. The record is from RefSeq and is a predicted model, not a curated record. The transcript has 10 exons.